UUGUCAAAAUGACGUUCUCGGGUUCUAGAAUUAGAUUAGAUUCAACGAAAACGUACUUCUGAAAUACUUGCUGUGAUUUUGAGACCACCUUGAUUUUGUUAAUUAGAAGCAAUCCUAAAAUAUGGCGGACAAGGCAGUGUCGACGAUCGCCAAACCUAAUAUGCGAGGGCUGCUCAAUGCUGUGAUCAAGCGUAACCUCAUCAUUUCGCUGACACUGGCUGGCUUUGCUGGCUUCCUCACCAAGCAGCUGGUUGGCAACCAACGCAAGAAGCGAUAUGCUGAGUUCUACAGGACAUACGACGGCGAAAAGGAGUUCGAAGAGAUGCGCAAGAAGGGGCUAUUCCAAUCCUGCUAAUUUAAUCUUGGCUGUUAGGUAGUUGUAUUAUUUGCUGUAAUUAUGUAUCUAUAAUAAUUUAAAAUAAAAAAAUGCUACAAAACUAAA
Maniola jurtina (meadow brown) is the source of this 442-nucleotide messenger RNA. It is a transcript of the gene cype, whose product is annotated as cytochrome c oxidase subunit 6C-like. The coding region runs from base 122 to 355 and encodes 77 amino acids. NCBI's taxonomy places the organism in Eukaryota, Metazoa, Arthropoda, Insecta, Lepidoptera, Nymphalidae. The transcript has 3 exons. The record is from RefSeq and is a predicted model, not a curated record.